UACAGUUAUUUGUGAUCAAAGGAAUUACAAUUAUUUGUAAUCACGGGAAAAUGUAGAUGAUAUGUGAGGAGCGCCUAGUGAGUGCGUUGAUGUGAUCAAAACUUCCGUUUGAAAAAUGAAUACCUGGAUUAUUUUAAUGAACAUUUUCUGUUUAUCCACGUAUGUCGGUAUUUUAGCUGCAAAACUCUGCACACUACCCGGAGGAGUCUUGUUGUGCUGCCCAGGCUUUGUUUGGAACAGAAUAGAAAAUAGAUGCCUAAAAUGGAAAGGUAAUGCUUUAAUGCAUUCGGGUGAUUCUCCAACCCUAAGGGAACAAUCGACUUUUCCAAAGAGUAUAAAUGGCAUUUUGUCGACAGUUUCUUUAGAUUUACCUGAAGAUUUCACGGUUACCAGUAGUUAUUUUUCGUACAAAUGGAUUUUUGUCACAAUAGUACUACUGUGUUUUAUCAUUGUGAUCAUCAGUGGCACAGUUAUAUUUAAACAGCUUAGACGCAGACAAGAAACAGUGAGUACAGACGAUGCAAACUAUACACCCAUGCAACAAGAUGAUAUAGCUUAUGAUUACAAUUUAAUCGACGAAAAUCUUCAUCCCAAUAUUGAAAGUAGAAGAAACGGAUCAAAUCAAGUGGAAAAGUUCCCAUCCUAUACCUAAAAAGACAUUUAUAGUACUGUUUUGAACGAAAAUGACGUUCAAUGUUGUAUUACUGUUCAUCUGCUUAAUGUUGCAAAUGUGUUUCUUUAUUCUUGGACCUAGUUGUUACAAGUUUUUUUUUUCAGAAUGAAAGACUUUAUAUUAAAUGCAUUAGCAAAAUAAUUGCAUGUAAUAUUGAUAUCAACAUUCUGGGUA
Molecule: messenger RNA, 847 nt
Organism: Magallana angulata
Lineage: Eukaryota; Metazoa; Mollusca; Bivalvia; Ostreida; Ostreidae
Exons: 4
Coding region: 116-652 (178 amino acids)
Source: RefSeq, a predicted model, not a curated record